GCCCAAGUACCCCGUACUUUUUCACUACGAGGAUGUCGUCGAUUUCCUUCCUAGACUUCAAAUCUUCACGUUAUUCCUGUCGAGAGUCUGCGGGCAGCCUCAUGAUUGUUGUUUGGGUAUCGUGAAGACUCCGCUGCUCUCUUAUGACGAGACUCCCUUCCAUCCUGUGAUUGCCAAUUCCCAGCAAUCAUGUCGAUGCCCAGUGCACUACCUCUCAGUCCUCCGUCCACCUCUUCUCGCAGGAAAACGUCCCUACUCAAAUCUCUCGCCAAUGCUACAGGCACACCGGAGUCUCCUGCAUCCUUUCCAUCAUCAUUAAACUCUGGGUCCCGAAAACGCGUCGAAUUCUCCCCCUGGACGAACACCCACGAAUCUCUCCCCGGCCCCCAACGGCUCCCCUCCAGUUUGCCCCGAGCAAAACCUAUCCCAUCUUCGUCCGAAUGUCAAAGUGCCCUCAAGUCGAUUCUUAAGCCUGCUGCAGUCGGAGAGCAUAUCUUACAGUCGAGGGAUGUGCGACCGUAUGAAAAUCGAUCGAUGAACGAAAUGAUGGAGAGCAUUGUAAACCAGCUGUCACAAGACGACAGGUCAGUUUCGGUAGACGCAUACCGGACGCUGGCCGGGGUUAUCCGAGAGUAUGACGAGAUCCCAGAGGAAGCAGUCCUCAAGAGCAAGCUCACAACCAUUUUCAAAUACAUCAAGCGGGAUCUCCUCAGACAGGCAAAGCCGAAUGAGUCUCAGAUUGCGGAUACCAAUCUCAUGACCCAGGCAUUGAAAGUCCUUGUUAUCUUUGUCUGGAACCGGGACUAUGCAUCUUUACUGUCCGACGAACAUCGAGUUUUUAUCCUGGACCGCUCUAUCCAAGUUAUUGCUGAACAUAACGCUUCGAAAAGUGUCAUCAUCCACUACCUACAUUUACUGGCGACACAGGAUUUUCGCUCAGGCCUGGUCAACUCGAGCAACCGUGUCCCACGACUUCUGGAGGCCAUGAAAGUGCUUCCGGAAUACAUCAAAGGCAAUGGAAUAGUGUCUGAAAGAUUACUUGUCUACCAGAAGCUCCUCGAACAAGCAAAAGCCGCCAUGAAAGCAAAAGCCGACCUCUGGGUUGAGGAACUUUUGAUUGGUAUGACGAAUCCGUUGAAGGACAUUCGUGACAAGGCCAUGUCCUUGGGCUUGAAGGCUUGCCUUGUGUUUCCUAUCUCAUCGUCAAUUGCGUCAACUGUACGAGCAGUUCUAGAACGAGAGCUCGACUCAGAACGAACCUUUAGUUCUGCCAUGUGUCGAAGGCUUGAGAAGAUGGUAUCCACAAAAGAGGAAGUUUCCCAGGUACCGCAGAUAUGGGCCAUUGUCAUUCUACUGAGCAAUGGUCUUGACACGCGCGUUGACAAUUGGGCUGAAAUGAAGGACUGGCUCAAGGUCAUUCAACGGUGCUUCAAUUGCAGCGAGACGGCUAUCAGACAGCAGUCGAUUUUGGCAUGGAACCGACUUGUCUACGUUGUUCGACCUCACGAAGCCUCUGACACUUAUACAUCGAUGCUAGCAAAACCCUUGGCUGUUCAGUUAGAGCGAUCAGGAGCUGAGAAGGGUGUCAAGGUCACACGUGCACCGGCCGUAUCGAGUUACUGCAACCUCCUAUAUUAUGCAUUCCGACCAGCCGCAACACACAAGCAGUACACACGGGUCUGGAACGAAUACAUCGUCAAAGUCAUGAAGAGCUCUUUCUUCGACAAGAACACUGCAAACCCUGAUCUUGCUUGUCGAGUUUUGAUUGCAUUACUAUGGAAUUCAAGCAAGAGCACCAAGGUCUGGAAUGAGAACCGAGCACUCGAAAGUACACCUGUCGAACCCGAAGAACUUCCCACCAUCGACUGCAAGUGGGUCCGCGCCAGAAGCGCAGCUAUCGUCGAAAUGUUUCGCGUUCUCUUCCGAUACAGCUCUUGGGGCGCAUCUGGACAAUCGGACAGAGCAUAUAUUGCUGUUGCAUGGACUCACUUUCUGAAGGCAAUUCGCGAGGCGAGCAGCAAGGAGAUCAAGCCUUCUUCUGAAACCAAGCAAGCUACUGCUGUUGUAGUUGAGUUUCUAUCGUCCUUGUGGUCGGAAAAAAGCAAUAAACAAGCAUGUGCUCAGGGAUUGGAGCAUGCACUGACUGAUGCACAACUUCGACAGAUAACGCGAGGGGUCCUUCAGGAGUUAGGCUGUGCUUCUCUCUUAGCUGCACUAGAGGCUCCCCAACCUGCACAUGGGAGAGCUCCGAUUAUCUCAGAGAUCUUUGUUUACAUCGGUAUCGAGAUUAGGAAAGUGAAAGACCAUGAGAGUAGCCGUCUGCACACACAGUCCCCCAAACUUGCGCUUCAGAUUUUGAAUGGACAAUAUCACAAAGCUCUGGGCUUGCUCAACACAUGGUCGACGGAGGAAAUCAAUUCGGGAGAGCAUCGCCAUGAAAAGAUGUUGGCCGAGAUUAUUGACACCGUCAUCCGUCUCAUCACCAGCACUUCUGAGCAAGACCUUUUGCAGAGUUGCGCUUCUCUGGCCCCAACACUUGAAGUGUUUUUGAAAGAUGAGAGCCACUACUUUGGCAGUAUCAAGGAGCCUGACCUGGAACAAGCGUACCAAAACCUCGCCAAGUUUGUCGCAAGUGUCCUCAUCAGGAUUCCGCCGACGGAGAUUCUCGCACUGGACGGAGUCUACGCAGCUUUCUUUGAGACUACCAAUGAUACUGUUCUUGAAAGAGCUAGUGUGAUCUGGGACAAAUAUCUCGCAGUGCAUGAUAACAUCACUCUCGGACCGCGUCUCUCCGAUGCUGUCUACAGCCUCGCAGACCCUAUGUCUAAGUCAUCAACUGGCAACGGGCAUCUGGAGGAUGAUGGACAUUGCAUGCCUUCACCAUCACGAGCCCCGGGAACCACAGCCGGCCGAUCCCCAGAAAGAGAUGGUUUCCUGAGUCCGCGAAGAUUGGAAGCUAUCUAUGGUCCAUCGCCCAUCUUGGGUAGCCAGGGCUAUCAACAAGUUGGGACGAUGAAUGAAAUGGCACAGUCAAGCCCAACAAAACCAUCUUCCAGACCUCGAUCAAGACAUGACGACUCCCAGAUCAACUUUGUUCCGAUUGAAUCAUCACCACCUGCAGAUACCGAAAACGAUUCUCAAUCCCUUACAGCGCAUCAGAAGGAAGUUCGCGAUAGACAGCGUACAGAACCGGCAGUGGUAUUUCCAGACUUGAGGUCCAGUCCUAGACCACAGAGUCGGUCGAUGAAUUAUGGAGAUUGUGAAUUUGCCAGAAAGGCAGCAGCGUUGGAUGAACGACCAACAACGCCCACUCUACCCGCAAACCAUGAUCAAGAGGCAGAGAUCAUGGCUUCCCCAACUCCCCGAGCUCGACAUUCCACCAAAAAUAUAACCGACAUCGAAGUACCUUCAUCGCCACCUUCAAUGGGCGAACAAGUUGGUGACAACCAAGGUUCCCCCUUGCAGACUCCCGCAGAAGAAACAAACAUGGCGAUUGACUUGGUAUUGCAACCGGAGGUCAUCGAAAGGCCAACGAAUGCCGUUGAAGAUCAUGCGAUGACUGAUGACUCUGCAGUCGAACGUGCCAAAAAGAACAUAUCUCACCAGUCUCCUGCUCCUCUUCCCGCUGUCAAGACUGCAUUAGUUGAAGCCACCGGUUCUCAGAAUUACCCUCCUUCCACUGUUGAUGAAACGCCAAUAAACGUCGAUGGUGAAGGUAAAGUAAUGGAUGCUGGCGGCCAAGUGAAGAGCGGAGUAGACAGCGACGACAUCGACAUGCUCAGUGCAUCGCAACUCUCUCAAGAUCUCGAUCGACAUCUUAGUCAGGUUGUCGAUGUAGGUCCUAUGGAACCUUUCGAGCCCAGCGAGGCUCAGGAAGAGGACAGCACAAGCUCCAACAGGAAACAGCGAAAUACUCGCAAACGGAAGACUGUUGACUAUACUCUCACAAAGUCAAAGAGAAGGAAAUCAAAACCAUCGCCUCAAACAUCUUCAGAUGUGGUGGAGAGCCAAGAUUCGUCAAAUGCAGACUCUAAUGAUGCCGAGUUGUUGGACUGUAUUGAAGUUACGGGUUCGUUGGAGCCAGAGACUGACGUUCAAGCUACCGCUGUUGAAGAAAGACGACCUACCGAAUCUGCGUCGCCACCUAAAUCUCGUCGCGGAAGAAACAAAAGAAAAUCACGGCUUUCUCGGUCACAAGAGUCUCGGCGUUCAAAUGUCGAAGUCGUGGUCCAUCCCGCUACAUCACAAGUUGCUGAAGUAAAGGAGGCAACGACGACAGAAGAGGAGGGACUAGAUGGGGUUUCGGAAGAACCUCAAAGCAGGGAGGAUCAUGACUUGGCAAUGCCAGAGGUUGAAAGGAUUGAGCGGGACAAUAUCGUUGAAGAGGAAUCGGAGCUUCUUGUGGCUCCUCUGCCGGAGAUGGUUGACGAUACCGCUGGGCCGUCUACUGAACCGAGUAUCAUGUCAUCCUUACAAGGCGUUCUGGAACAACUCAAGUCUUCGAAGCCAAGUGAUGUUGAUUUACGGAUGGUCGACGAUCUAUGCUUUCAGAUUCGAUUUCAAGCUCAAGUGGUUACUCAACAAAAGGCAAACUGAUGUCCGGCGAAUACAGCAGGUGGAUAAUAAAGUCGCCGAUUUGGGAUGUGAGUAAUGGUGUAUGGAGGGGAGAGAGUAUUGAUAUGGUGUUGGCUCUAGCAGAUAAGUAGUAAAUGAAUUAUA
Exophiala oligosperma is the source of this 4719-nucleotide messenger RNA. RefSeq lists its product as uncharacterized. NCBI's taxonomy places the organism in Eukaryota, Fungi, Ascomycota, Eurotiomycetes, Chaetothyriales, Herpotrichiellaceae. Gene Ontology annotation, cellular component: nucleus. Bases 190 to 4596 code for a protein of 1468 amino acids. Gene Ontology annotation, biological process: telomere maintenance. The transcript has a single exon. The record is from RefSeq and is a predicted model, not a curated record.